Messenger RNA from Petromyzon marinus (sea lamprey), 3027 nucleotides. The record is from RefSeq and is a predicted model, not a curated record. Lineage: Eukaryota; Metazoa; Chordata; Hyperoartia; Petromyzontiformes; Petromyzontidae.
CCACGGAGAGGAAUGGCAAAGCUGAGUUGGCCCUCCCCCCCCCACGGCACUGCUCACCACAGCGUUGCCGGCGGGCACCACGAGCAGGUUAGGGGGUUGGUUUGCCGGACACCACCGCAGCCACCACCACCAACCAUCACCACCACCACCACCACAACCCACCCACCCUCACCUCGAGUUAAUCAUUCUCCCCGCCGAGACCAUUUAAAGACAACGCAGUGAGCCCACUGGAAUGACCACAAACCAACCGCAGCGGCCUGGCCGAACACACGUUGACGACACACCGACAAUACAUUGGCCAUACAUUGACCAUACAUUGACUAUACAUUGACUAUACAUCGACCAUACAUUGACUACACAUUGACUACACAUUCACCACACAUUGACCAUACAUUGACCAUACAUUCACCACAGAUUCACCACACACACCGAGAAUACAUUGGCCACACGUUGACCAUACAUUGACCAUACAUUGACCACACACACCGACAAUACAUUGGCCAUACAUUGGCCAUACAUUGACCAUACAUUGACCAUACAUUCACCACACGUUGACGACACAUUGACCAUACAUUGACCAUACAUUGACCAUACAUUCACCACACAUUGACCAUACAUUGACCAUACAUUGACCACACAUCAACCAUACAUUGACUACACAUUGACCAUACAUUGACCACACAUUGACCACACAUUGACCAUACAUUGACCAUCCAUUGACCAUACAUUGACCAUACAUUGACCAUACAUUCACCACAGAUUCACCACACAUUGACCAUACAUUGACCAUACAUUGACCAUCCAUUGACCAUACAUUGACCAUACAUUGACCAUACAUUCACCACAGAUUCACCACACGUUGACCACACAUUGACCAUACAUUGACCAUACAUUGACCAUUCAUUGACCAUACAUUGACCAUACAUUGACCAUACAUUCACCACAGAUUCACCACACGUUGACCACACAUUGACCAUACAUUGACCAUACAUUGACCAUACAUUCACCACACAUUGGCCACACAUUGACCAUACAUUGACCACACACACCGACAAUACAUUGACCACACGUUGACCACACAUUGACCAUACAUUGACCACACAUUGACCAUACAUUGACCAUACAUUGACCACACACAUUGACCAUACAUUGACCAUACAUUGACCAUACAUUGACCAUACAUUGACUACACAUUGACCAUACAUUGACCGUACAUUGACCAUACCUUGACCACACACACCGACAAUACAUUGGCCAUACAUUGACCAUACAUUGACCAUACAUUCACCACACAUUGACCAUACAUUGACCAUACAUUGACCAUACAUUGACCAUACAUUCACCACACGUUGACCACACAUUGGCCACACGUUGACGAUACAUUGACCAUACAUUGACCAUACAUUGACGACACACCGACAAUACAUUGACCAUACAUUGACCAUACAUUCACCAUACAUUGACCACACAUUGACCAUACAUUGACCAUACAUUGACCAUACAUUGACUACACAUUGACCAUACAUUGACCAUACAUUGAAAACACACAUUGACCAUACAUUGACCAUACAUUGACCAUACAUUGACCACACAUUGACCAUACAUUGACCAUACAUUGACCACACAUUGACCAUACAUUGACUACACAUUGACCAUACAUUGACCAAACAUUGAUAACACAUUGACCAUACAUUGACCAAACAUUGACUUCACAUUGACCACACGUUGACCAUACAUUGACCAUACAUUGACCAUACAUUGACCACACAUUGACCAUACAUUGACCAUACAUUGACCAUACAUUGACUACACAUUGACCAUACAUUGACUACACAUUGACCAUACAUUGACCAUACAUUCACCACACAUUCACCACACAUUGACCAUACAUUGACCAUACAUUGACCAUACAUUGACCAUACAUUGACCAUACAUUGACCAUACAUUGGCCACACAUUGAUUACACAUUGACCAUACAUUGACCAUACAUUGACUACACAUUGACCAUACAUUGACCAUACAUUGACCAUACAUUGACCAUACAUUGACUACACAUUGACCAUACAUUGACCAUACAUUGACCAUACAUUCACCACACAUUGACCAUACAUUGACCAUACAUUGACCAAAGCGGUCUACCUUCCUUCGCCCGCCUCAUCGGCGAGCUCCCUUGUGCCGACAGCGAUGAACGCUCCCAGCGUAUCUGGCCUCGACCGCCACCACCACCACCACCACCGCCACCACCACCACCGCCACCACCGCCACCACCGCCACCACCUCCUCAUCCUCGCCGUCAUCGUCUGUGUCACCGACCGAGCUCUGCCCACGGCCUCAGGCCAGGAGGCGCAGGGCAGCCACUGCAGGUCUGAGCUGGACCACUUCAUUGUCGUGCCCGCGGUGAAAGGUCUGGACGGAGCCAAGGGCGACAGGGGGGAUCUGGGCCCCCCCGGAAAAGCGGAACCACAAGGUCCACCAGGACCGAAGGGCGAUGUGGGUGCAAGCGGACACUCGGGAGCUAAAGGGGACAAAGGAGACACGUGCGCCUGCGACGUGGCCGAGAAGCAGCUGACGGCGCUUCAGAAGCAGGUCGACAGCCUCAAGGCGAUCUUCGCCGUGACGGCGAGCAAAGACUCCGGCAAGGUGUACCGGCUGGCGCCGCCCAAGCUGCCGUACGCGGCCGCCCGCCGACACUGCCGGGGCUUGGGCGGCGAGCUGGCGACGCCUCGCUCCGCCGCCGACAACGAGUCGCUGAGCCUCAGCAUCCCCGCGGGCGAGGUCGCCUACGUCGGCGUCGACGACGCGGAACGCGAGGGCCACUUCGCCUACGCCGCUACCGCCGCCGGCGGCGGUGGCGGCGGAGGCGGUCCCCUCCCGGUCACCUACACCAACUGGAAGCAAGGGGAGCCCAACAACGCGGGCGGCGACGAGGACUGCGUCGUCGUCGGCGCCGCUGGGGCCAACGGGGGCAAGUGGAACGACGUCCCCUGCACCCGCCUGUACCACUUCGUCUGCGAGAUGCCGCUCUGA